UUCUCUUAGGGGGUGAGGGAGGCAGGAAGCAGUUCAGUCUCCAUGCCUCGAGCCUGCCCUGGAUGCUCUUUUUCUGAAGCACUUUUAAUUUGCGCUGUUAUAUUUGCAGUCAUACUUUCCGUUCCCCGCUGUGCACAAUAUAAUCCCUCUCAGCAUGGCUUUACUUCCAGGGAGCGUAGUGCUCAGCAAACACGCUAAACCAACAGCCAUCUCACUAACACAACUGAAGCCUCUAUCCGUCACAAAACCACCUUCAAUGCGAACUCAGCAUUGAGUUACCAGAAAAAAGAGAGUUUCUUCACUUCAUUAAUGCUGAUAGCAUCUCUGAUCAGUUAAAAUAACUGAAUAUAAUACCACAAUCCUGACUUAAACAUCGGGUAUAUUUAUUGCAAAUCAUAACAAAUUGUUUUCUUUCUAUUCUUAUUGUGACUUCAUAGGAGUUGAUACACCUGGAAAUUUAAGAAAGAAAGCGGGAAGUUAAUUUCUAAACAUGCAUUCCCUACGGUUGAUCCAUUCGUAAAUUCAACAGAUUUAUUCGGUCUUGGAUCCCUGUGGAGUGCGAUCGGCCUGCUUCACACUCUCUUAGUCUCUCUAUCUCUCUCCUGCCAGCCAGCUUGUCAUUCGGAUAAGGGAAAAGGAUGGCUACAGAGACAGCCAUGCCCACGGAAAUGGAUGAUCUGCAGAGACGGGCAGAUCAAGUCACUGACGAGUCCUUGGAAAGCACUCGUCGGAUGAUGCAAUUAGUGGAAGAGAGCAAAGAUGCUGGGAUCAGGACGUUGGUCAUGCUGGACGAGCAAGGAGAGCAACUGGAAAGAGUCGAGGACGGGCUGGACCAGAUCAAUCAGAACAUGAAAGAGGCUGAAAAAAACCUCACCAACCUGGGCAAGUGCUGCGGUCUUUGCUCCUGCGAGAAACUGAAGGAUUUCGAGGCGGGUGGCGCCUAUAAAAAAGUCUGGGGGAACAACCAGGAUGCUGUGGUCUCCAAUCAGCCUCUCUCCCGCGUGGUGGACGAGAGGGAGAAGAUGACCAUGAGUGGGGGACACAUCCGCAGGGUCACCAAUGACGCCCGGGAGGAUGAGAUGGAUGAGAAUCUGGAGCAGGUGGGCAGUAUCCUGGGCAACCUGCGGAACAUGGCCCUGGACAUGGGCAACGAGAUCGACACCCAGAACAUUCAGAUUGACCGGAUCAUGGACAAGGCAACCGUCAAUAAUAGCCGCAUCACAGAAGCCAACCAGAGGGCUACCAAGCUGAUGUCAGCAUGAGAAAAUCUCAACCGAUUCUCCCAUCACUGAGUGUCUCUGCCACACACUCACCCCCUAUAGAAUAAAUUCAUUUUGCUUCAUGAAGUUGAACGAAACCUGCUGAAUAAUGUUACGUUAACAUAUUGAAUUGCACACCACUUUGGAGUUUUCCCAUAUACAAAAUGAAAAACUGACAAAUUAAAAAAUGUGACAUUUCUAACUCUAAUGUGACAUACUAUUGUACUAUUAUGGCUUCCAGUAGUCUUUUUGCGAUAUAAUUUAGUAGUUUUUUUUUUUAUUUAUUAUUAUUAUUAUUAUUAUUAUUAUUAUUAUUAUUACAUGAUGUUAAAUAAAAGAUCUCAAAUUAUGCUUAUGUAGUUUUUUUUUAUUUUUAAUUAUGUCUCAAUCCUAAAAUUCUAGGUGAUACAAUACUUUAUAUUAAAUGCACAUUUUAAUAUAUUUCAAUGAUAUUUUAAACUGGCACACAGUGCCUCCCUGUGGCCCCCUGUGGUGUUACUGGUUUUCAGCCGGCUGUACUGGUUUUGGUGGUUUGGUGCUGGCUCAGGAGCUGGUUAAACUAACCCUACAAAAUAAG
Molecule: messenger RNA, 1836 nt
Organism: Acipenser ruthenus (sterlet)
Lineage: Eukaryota; Metazoa; Chordata; Actinopteri; Acipenseriformes; Acipenseridae
Product: synaptosomal-associated protein 25-like
Exons: 8
Coding region: 639-1262 (207 amino acids)
Biological process (GO): synaptic vesicle fusion to presynaptic active zone membrane; synaptic vesicle priming; exocytosis
Cellular component (GO): SNARE complex; plasma membrane
Molecular function (GO): voltage-gated potassium channel activity; syntaxin-1 binding; SNAP receptor activity
Source: RefSeq, a predicted model, not a curated record